GCCAUUUAGCAACAAAAUUAAUAGUAAAAAUGUGAAAAGCUAAGUCGUAUUUUGGGCCUAGUUAAACGCAAUAAACCCAUUGUAAUCGUGCGUUUCCUGAAUUUAUUUUUUUUAUUGAUUAAUUGUGUCGGGAAUACAUACGCACACACACAUAAUAGUGGAGCAGAGAGGAAAACAUUGCUGGCGCGCAAAUAUACACAAAAAAAACCCUCCCAGAUCCGCAAACACACACGUUCAUAAUAAAUAUAUAUCUAUGCAUAUGUGUAAACGUGUGUUCGAUACUGUAUAACAACAAAAGCUAUUGCUAAUUUUCGCUUAGACGCCAAAUGCUAAAUGACUCAAAUAUAGUACAAAAGAAGAAGAACAGCCUGAGAACGCCCCCAUAUACACCCUUCUGAAAGCCGCCGCCCCUCCCUUACAAGUAUUUUAGACUUGCAGCUGGUUUAAACGAAAACAGAAUAUAUAUACAGCUAAUCUUUACGUGUGUCGCGUCAUGGCCUGUCGAAUGGAGAACAGCAGCAGAGGCAGCGGCAGUCGCGAAGCGCUGUCAACAUCUUCACUUAACGGUGCCAUUACUGAUAAGAUGGCGACGCUGAAUCUAGACAGGUCGGAAACAACAACAACAACAGCAACGACAGAAACUACAACCAUGCGCAGUAAUGGCAAGCAUAAACCACCGAAGGAGGAGCCACCACAACUCCAGCAGCAACAGGAACAGCAGCACCAGCAGCAGCAAUUGCAACAACAACAACAGCAGCAGCAGCAGCAACAGCAGACACCGCAAAAACAGGCCAUGUCUGCGGAUGAGCGAAAGGCCACCAAGAAAUCUCUAGUCAUUGUUGCAGCAAUAUUUGUUGCCAGUGUGGCGACCAUGUGCUAUGUCUAUGCAAUAUUUCCCGAAUUGAAUGACUCUGAGAAGCAACAUUUGAAAAUACCGCGUGAUAUACAAGAUGCUAAAAUGCUGGCCAAAGUCCUCGAUCGCUACAAGGACAUGUAUUACUUUGAAGUGAUGUUCGGCGUCGUUGUCGCCUAUGUAUUCCUACAAACAUUUGCCAUUCCCGGUUCAUUAUUCCUGUCGAUUUUACUCGGCUUCCUGUACAAGUUCCCCAUCGCCCUGUUCCUGAUCUGUUUCUGUUCGGCGCUCGGGGCCACACUCUGCUACACGCUCUCGAAUCUGGUGGGACGCCGCCUUAUCCGUCACUUCUGGCCAAAGAAGACCAGCGAAUGGUCGAAGCACGUGGAGGAGUAUCGGGACAGUCUGUUCAACUACAUGCUGUUCCUGCGCAUGACGCCCAUUCUGCCCAAUUGGUUCAUCAACCUGGCCUCGCCCGUUAUCGGAGUGCCGUUGCACACCUUCGCCCUGGGCACGUUCUGCGGUGUCGCGCCGCCAUCGGUGAUCGCCAUACAGGCGGGCAAGACACUGCAGAAGAUGACCAGCUCGAGUGAGGCCUUCUCCUGGACCUCGAUGGGUAUACUGACGGUGUGUGCCUGCGCUUCGCUCCUGCCCGGACUCCUGAAGAACAAGUUUAAGAAGAAGGAGGCGUAAAUUCAUUAACCGGGGCGAACCGGAGCGGAUGGACCGAUACCCAAAGCGCCUGGGAC
This is a messenger RNA of Drosophila obscura, 1602 nucleotides long. RefSeq names its product transmembrane protein 41 homolog (gene stas). Bases 494 to 1546 code for a protein of 350 amino acids. Gene Ontology annotation, cellular component: endoplasmic reticulum membrane. The record is from RefSeq and is a predicted model, not a curated record. The transcript has 4 exons. Lineage: Eukaryota; Metazoa; Arthropoda; Insecta; Diptera; Drosophilidae.